AUGAGUGUCACUAAUGUGGGAUUUUCUUCUUCUGGUUUAUGGAGUUCUGAUGUGUUUAUCUUUAUUCAAGGAUUUUUACCAAAUGGCAACUUUGAAACCAAACCAAAACCAACUGACCUCAAAAAAACAGUACUCCAAGGAAAAUACUCACUACCCAAAUGGGAAAUCAGUGGCUUGGUGGAGUACAUCCAUGGCGGCCCACAGCCCGGUGGAAUGUACUUUGCAGUGGCCCACGGCGUCCACGCAGUGAGGCUCGGAAACGAGGCCUCAAUCUCUCAGACAAUCCCAGUGAAAAAUGGGUCUCUCUAUGCACUAACAUUUGGUGCAUCAAGAACUUGUGCACAAGAUGAGGUGUUGAGAAUCUCAGUGCCUCCUCAAUCAGGAGACCUUCCUAUUCAGACACUGUAUAGUAGUGAUGGUGCUGAUACCUAUGCUUGGGGGUUCAUAGCCAAAUCUAAUGCUGUGAAGGUGAUUUUCCACAAUCCUGGGGUUCAAGAGGAUCCUACCUGUGGGCCACUCUUGGAUGCUGUUGCCAUUAAAGAGCUCUUCCAUCCAAUGCCUACAAGAGGUAAUUUGAUCAAGAACAGUGGUUUCGAGGAGGGUCCCCAUCGAUUCAUGAACUCUUCCAAUGGAGUGCUCCUCCCACCCAAACAGGAAGAUCUCAUGUCCCCACUUCCUGGCUGGAUCAUUGAAUCCCUCAAAGCUGUCAAGUUCAUAGAUUCAAAGCACUUCAAUGUCCCCUUUGGACUUGCAGCCAUUGAAUUGGUUGCAGGGAGAGAAAGUGCCAUUGCCCAAAUCAUCCGAACAGUCCCCAACAAAGUUUACAAUUGUACAUUCACUGUAGGGGACGCAAAGAAUGGUUGCCAUGGAUCGAUGAUGGUGGAAGCAUUUGCUGCAAAAGAUACUCUGAAAGCUCCCUUCACAUCCCGGGGAAAGGGUGAGUUCAAAACUGUUAGCUUCAAGUUCACAGCAAUUUCAGCCCGGACCAGAUUAACUUUCUUCAGUUCGUUUUACCACACAAGGGUUGACGACUAUGGAUCUCUCUGUGGCCCUGUUAUUGAUCAAGUUAGUGUUCUUCAUGUGGCUUAA
This is a messenger RNA of Ilex paraguariensis (yerba mate), 1089 nucleotides long. NCBI's taxonomy places the organism in Eukaryota, Viridiplantae, Streptophyta, Magnoliopsida, Aquifoliales, Aquifoliaceae. The record is from the annotation of a GenBank genome assembly.